AUGAUCCCCGAAGGUCUUGAUAGAAGACCUAUAAGAGAACUCGUUGGCGAGCUUGUGAAAAACAAUUUCAAUUGUGUGAGAUUAACCUACGCGAUUUACAUGUGGACGAGACACGGUAAUCGCAUUGUUAAUGAUACUUUGAAUGAUCUAGAUCUACCUGAGGUUGUCAACGGUAUUUCUAAGUUUAAUCCUUCGGUUUUGAAAAUGACUCAUAUUGAAGCUUUUGAUGCUGUUGUGGAUGAGAUUGGUUCACAGAAUGUUAAGGUUUUGUUUGAUAAUCAUGUUAGUGAACCUAAAUGGUGUUGUGAUGAUGAUGAUGAGAACGGUUUCUUUCAUGAUAGACAUUUCGAUCCUCGAGAGUGGAUUCAUGGACUUACUUUGGCAGCCAAACACUUUCAUGAAAAUCAUGCUGUUGUGGCGAUGAGUUUGAGGAAUGAAUUACACGGUCCGCGCCAAAAUCAAAGAGAUUGGUACAAGUAUAUGAGUAAAGGAGCACUAGCAAUCCAUGAAACAAACCCUAAUGUGCUUGUUGUUAUCUCAGGUUUAAACUAUGAUACUGAGUUACAGUUUUUAAAGAAAAAACCAAUGAACAUAGACUUAGGUAAAAAAAUGGUGUAUGAGACACAUUUGUAUUCAUGGUCUGGGAUUGGAACAUUGAAAUUGAAAGAGAUUUGGACAAAGCAACCAUUGAAUAGAAUAUGUGGAAAUAGUAUUGAAGGGUUGGAUGAAAGAGCUGGGUUUCUUACAACCGGUGAGAAUGCAGUUCCUUUGAUCUUUAGUGAAUUUGGAUUUGAUCAAAGUGGUUCUACGAUUGAAGAUAAUAGGUUCUUGACAUGUCUUCAAACGUACCUUGUUGGAAGAGAUUUGGAUUGGGGUUUGUGGGCUUUUCAUGGUGGAUAUUAUCUUAGAGAAGAUAAAGUUCAUCUUGAUGAAUCAUUUGGUGUUGUAGAUGCUACUUGGCAUAGCCUUAGAUACACUAACUUCACCCACAAGUUUCAACUUUUGCAAAGAAAGAAUCAAGAUCCUACAUCGAAACACAAUUUCAUAUUAUUGUAUAUUUUGAGAAUUUGA
Molecule: messenger RNA, 1071 nt
Organism: Vicia faba (fava bean)
Lineage: Eukaryota; Viridiplantae; Streptophyta; Magnoliopsida; Fabales; Fabaceae
Source: the annotation of a GenBank genome assembly